This is a messenger RNA of Penicillium canescens, 1364 nucleotides long. Its product is annotated as DHHC family palmitoyltransferase. The transcript is spliced from 5 exons. Gene Ontology annotation, molecular function: protein-cysteine S-palmitoyltransferase activity. Gene Ontology annotation, biological process: protein targeting to membrane; peptidyl-L-cysteine S-palmitoylation. Gene Ontology annotation, cellular component: endoplasmic reticulum; Golgi apparatus. The record is from RefSeq and is a predicted model, not a curated record. NCBI's taxonomy places the organism in Eukaryota, Fungi, Ascomycota, Eurotiomycetes, Eurotiales, Aspergillaceae. Bases 3 to 1295 code for a protein of 430 amino acids.
CGAUGGCAUCUCAAGCGCAGAAGCGCGUUAAUGCCGUUGUUUCCAGGCUCAUUCCGCCCCUGUUACUCGGCGUGACCAUCUACGCUUCUUACGCUGUCACGAAACCGUUAUGCAUUGACUACUUAAUACAUCCAUUACCAUCCUACAACCGAGGCUCGCGAGUCGGCGCUGGCGCUGCGAUUCUCGCGAUCUAUUACGUCCUCCUAAUACCGAUGGUCGUCACUUAUCUACGCCUCUAUUACUAUGUCUUAUGGAACCCUGGGUACCUACCGCUAGGCGCACAGCGAUUACAGGAUGACGAAAAUGAGAAGCACUCGAAGCGCUCCCAUCCGAAGCGCCGUCGCCGGAGAGGCAGCUCGCGCAAAGCUCCGGACCCUGAGAAGACGCAGCAACCCGAGGAAGAUGUGGAAAGAGGGGUGCUUGCCAGUGCUGGAAAUGAUCCAUAUCAGCUAGACUUCUCCGGGCUGGAGAAGUUCUACUCAAAAGAUGUUUUUGUCUGUCAGGAGGAUGGCCGGCCUCCGUGGUGUACUACAUGCUGCAUAUUCAAACCAGACAGGUCGCACCACUGCCGUGAACUGGGUCGUUGUGUGCGCAAAAUGGAUCACUUCUGCCCUUGGGUUGGAGGCGUGGUAUCGGAAACAUCGUUCAAAUUUUUCAUUCAAUUUGUCUUUUACACUACCCUAUACUGCAGCUUUACCCUCAUUGUGCUUGCAUAUUUCACAGCAGAGUUACGGCGUCAGACCGGAGGAGCAAACCCUCAUUGGUGUGUUUGCAUCGGACUGGCUGCCCUAUUCGGCUUUUUUGCAGCAGGAAUGACCCUCAGCUCAGUCCAAAUGGCCCUAUUCAACGUCACAACAAUCGAAAACCUAAACCGCCACUCAGUCGUCUGGACCCUAGCCGUCCGAGUCCCAGAACAUCUAACCAACAGACUCUGGACAACAGACUCUCCGUGGGCCCCAACCUUCCGAAUGGUCUCCUACCCCCCAGCAACCCCCUCAACACCGGACAGACCCCAAGCCGACGCAUCCACCGGCGAAAAACACGUCUUCGCAAUUCUCCACACCCUACCAGGCGAAAACCCCUUCGACCUCGGCAGCCCAUUCAAAAACGUCCAACAGGUCAUGGGAUACAGCAUUGCUGAUUGGUUCCUCCCCAUCAAGCAGAGCCCCUGCGCCGACCACAGUAGUAUGGAGAGCGACUUUGCCCUGGGACCCGUUGUCACCCGAUUAAAGCAGGAGGCUGGUCUUGUCCCGCAUGAGAAUGGAAAUGGCGCCACUACACAGUCUGCUACGUAGGUGGGACUGGGAGUCCACCAUUUUUUGGUCAGCUUAGCGCUUGGAUGCAUUUGCAUAAUUUCUUUUAAA